GAUGAACUCAAACUCAUUUUCCUAAUUGCUUUCAAUCUUUUGCUACCAAAAACAAGAAGAACAAGCACAAUGAAGCACACACAAAUGGCCUCUCUUUUGAGUCUCUUUGCCAUUAGUAUUCUGCUCUUAGCUCUCAUUCAUGGCGGGUUUGGCGUCGAAGCAAGUAAACAGUUCAAAGUGGGCGAUGACUUCGGCUGGCAAGAGCCUAGCAUGAACAAUACUGGGAUCUACAGCCACUGGGCAUCAAGUCAUAGGUUCCGUGUUGGGGACUCUCUUUUUUUUGAGUACAACAAUGAUUCAAUCCUUGAAGUGGACAAAUGGGGUUUUUACCAUUGCAAUGCAAGCGGGGCCAUCAUCGCCUUCAACAAUGGCAAGAGUGUUAUCAAGCUUGACAGGCCAGGGCCUGUCUACUUCAUCAGUGGAGUUCAUGAUCACUGCAAGAAUGGCCAGCGAUUCAUUGUCGAGGUGAUGGGUUCGCACUCAAGGUCGCCUCCAGCGAUUAUUGCAGCUCCUCCUGAACCAUUUCUGGCGCCAGGGCCUCUUCAAAGCUCAGCCAAACCUGUUUCAGUGAUUGUUUAUUCGGUUUUUAUGGCACUUGUUGUUACAUUUGCAACAAUUAUAUGGUGUGCAGCAUAACCUCUUGUUUUGUUCUCAUUCUAUAUAUUUUUUAGUUCAGUUUUCUUUAUUGUU
This is a messenger RNA of Mangifera indica (mango), 690 nucleotides long. Its product is annotated as mavicyanin. The record is from RefSeq and is a predicted model, not a curated record. The transcript is spliced from 2 exons. Bases 70 to 636 code for a protein of 188 amino acids. Gene Ontology annotation, molecular function: electron transfer activity. NCBI's taxonomy places the organism in Eukaryota, Viridiplantae, Streptophyta, Magnoliopsida, Sapindales, Anacardiaceae. Gene Ontology annotation, cellular component: plasma membrane.